UGCAACACGCGUGCCUGGAGAGGGCGCCAGCGGCAGGGCCAGCUGCGUCCUGAGCUCCUUUCCAGCUGCCAUCGGCUCCGCGUCCCCGCUGCGCGCAGUUCGAAAGUCGGCCACCAUGGAGGCGCAGGCACAAGGUUUGCUGGAGACUGAUCCAUUACAAGGAAGAGAUGAAGGCACAGUAGCCAGUGCUGACUUCUCUAGCAUGCUCUCUGAGGAGGAAAAGGAGGAGUUAAAGGCAGAAUUAGUCCAGCUAGAAGACGAAAUCACCACACUACGACAAGUUUUGUCUGCGAAAGAAAGGCAUCUGGUGGAGAUCAAACAAAAACUCGGCAUGAACCUGAUGAAUGAGUUGAAACAGAACUUCAGCAAAAGCUGGCAUGACAUGCAGACGACCACGGCCUACAAGAAAACACACGAAACCCUGAGUCACGCAGGGCAGAAGGCCACUGCAGCUUUCAGCAACGUAGGGACGGCCAUCAGCAAGAAAUUCGGAGACAUGAGGUACUCCAUUCGCCAUUCCAUAAGUAUGCCUGCUAUGAGGAAUUCUCCUACUUUCAAAUCAUUUGAGGAGAGGGUUGAGACAACUGUCACAAGCCUUAAGACGAAAGUAGGCGGGAUGAACCACAGCGGAGGCAGUUUUGAGGAGGUCCUCAGCUCCACGGCCCAUGCCAGUGCCCAGAGCUCAGCGGGGGGGCCCCUGCGGGCCGAGGAGGAGGAGCUGCAGUGCUAGGUGCAGCCAGCCGGAGCAGCCUGCAGCCACAUCCAGAAGCCCCCACACCGCCCAGCCCAGCUCUGCCUGUGCAGACCCAGAAAUGAAGACCAAAACCCCACUGGGAAGAGCUGGGGUCUUCACACUAUUAUUCAAAUGGCCUCUCCAGAAAGUUUAAUAAAAUGAUUUCCAUUUGUGUGUGUAUUGAUGAUGAACCCACUUGACCAGCACGCUUGAGUAUUCAUAGAUUGUCAACAUGUCUCAACAUGCAUAGGCACACAAUUGGUCAAAAUUCUUGUCUGUGUAAUUCAAUGUGUUUUUCCCAAACAUGUAGCUCCUAGAUAUUUGCUUUGAGUUGUGCGUGGCCACCUUUGAGCAUGGCCCUGAUGGCUGAGGGAACAGUCCCUUUCUGUUCCUUUUCAUGACUGUCUCCGGCAGCAGUAGGACUUCCUGCAAAUUUCAUCCACUGCUUGUGACCUUCCUCACCUACAUCAACUAUGUGU
Messenger RNA from Lepus europaeus (European hare), 1212 nucleotides. RefSeq names its product TPD52 like 1 (gene TPD52L1). The record is from RefSeq and is a predicted model, not a curated record. Gene Ontology annotation, cellular component: cytoplasm. Gene Ontology annotation, biological process: positive regulation of apoptotic signaling pathway; positive regulation of MAP kinase activity. The transcript has 7 exons. NCBI's taxonomy places the organism in Eukaryota, Metazoa, Chordata, Mammalia, Lagomorpha, Leporidae. Bases 116 to 730 code for a protein of 204 amino acids.